Messenger RNA from Drosophila albomicans, 727 nucleotides. RefSeq lists its product as uncharacterized. Lineage: Eukaryota; Metazoa; Arthropoda; Insecta; Diptera; Drosophilidae. The record is from RefSeq and is a predicted model, not a curated record. The transcript has 4 exons. The coding region runs from base 1 to 630 and encodes 209 amino acids.
AUGAAGCGCUGUGUGUGGUCUAUCAGCUUGUUGAGUCUUUGUCUAUUAUUAUCUGCACAGCAGAGCAAGCCAAGGAGUCGUGCCAGACGCUUUCUUAUCUUUCCGCGACAAGCACCGACGCGACAUCAGUUUAUUGCUGGCAUAGGUAUACCUGCGGAUUUAACCUACGAAUCUCUUACUGUUGGUCAUGUGCUAAAAGCCGAGUUCUUUUUGCCCUACAAUGCCAGUGUAUACCGUCAAAAUCCCUAUCUACCAGAAUAUUUGCCGUCCAAAGUGUCCUUAAACGAUGGCACAAUUCGUCAAUUGCAAACAAUUGCCACAGAUCUACGUUGGCAGAUUUACGCUUAUCUUCAGCAUAUGUUGAAUGGAUAUGGUUACAAUGGGCACGAGUGCAUGCUUCAAGCUAUUUGCGAAGCAAACUCAAUUCGAUUUUCCAAAAACUUUAGCGUGGUACAAGAGUUGCUGCACAUAAUGCUAAGUCCAUCUUCAACGCUGAACAAGGACUCUCCGGAAGCUUACGAAUUUCUACUGGCAGAGAAGACUGCAAGGAAGAACGAUGAUUGUGAAAUUUACGAUUGCAACAUGAAACUUUUGGAUUGGAUUUCAAAAGUAAUACGGUUGAAUGAAUAACUUUAUUAACAAAAAUAUAAAUGAAGAUUAGAGAAUUAGGGAUUACAUAUAUUAUUUAUUUGGGCUUCAGUUUGACUACAGAAAAAUAUUUUAUAAA